AUGUCGCAACACCUACACAAUUUACAUGCUAAUAGAGCGCUUAGUCAUAAUUUAUUGACUAAUAGUUUUUCUUUGUUAAAUAAAUUUUCAGAUAUGUACUCUACGCACACAUCGUCCAGUUAUUCGCCUUCAAUAUCGGAUGGUACUCUUACACCGAAUUCUUUACAUCAUCAGCAUCUUGGUGUUGUUUCGCACCUAAACUCUAUGUAUACACAUAGCGAAGAAGAUUCUGCCUUACAUACGCAACGUCAUACUCAAACGCAAAAAUCCAAUGGUUGUUUAAUGGAUGGCGCUGACUAUGAAGACAACGAGGAGAAUUUACGCAAAAAUAAUGAUACAAAGACAAACAAUGAAGGUACGCCAACUACAAAUGCUGCCGACAAUAAUAAUGGUGAACAACAACGCCAGCACCAGCACCAGCAUUCCCAUCAUCAACAACUAAAACAGCGUCAGGGACGUCAUCAUCGUCAUGCAGAGCAUGUCAUGAGAAUUCCUACAAAAUUACGAAAAAUCGAUAGGGAUUCAGAAGUUUGCAGUGGUAGUGUUGGUGGCGUUGUUGGUGGUACCACUGGCAGCGGUAACAGUAACAGUAACAAUGCCACUAAAUUUGAUAAGUUGACAGGCGAUGGCAUUAAGCACAGUGGCAAUACGGCCGACGGAUCCUAUCAAUGUCAGUUCUGUGAUAAAUCAUUUCCACGUCUUGGUUACUUAAAAAAACACGAGCAGAGCCAUGCCGAACACUUGCCUUUUAAAUGCGAAUAUUGUGCUCGUCUAUUUAAGCAUAAACGCUCACGGGAUCGUCAUACAAAAUUACAUACCGGAGAUCGUCGUUAUCGCUGUCCUCACUGUGAGGCAGCAUUUUCCAGAAGCGAUCAUUUGAAAAUUCAUAUGAAAACCCAUGACAAUCAGAAACCGUUCCAGUGUACGAUUUGUAAUAGAGGUUAUAAUACAGCGGCCGCUCUCACUUCUCAUAUGCAAAAUCAUAAGAAACAAGCCGCUCUCUUAGCCGCCGGCGGUAAUCCUCAAACUCUUAACUAUAGUCCUCGAUCUACUGGCUCUGCUUCUAGUAAUGGCAGUUUGCAUAAACGCCGUUACAAUCUUGCAAUUGAACCGGAGAAUAGUCCAAAUCGUUUGGAGUUUCCUAAACGAGUGCGCUGUUCGUCAUCGAACUUUCUCAAGUGUACAUUUUGUACUAAAUCCGAUUUUGUUAAUAUGGAACAACUGAACUCUCACAUUCAGCGUAUGCACGAGAAAGAGUUAAUCAAUACGAUGCCUCAAGCUUCCACCACCACUACACUGCCUGCCGAUGGUAACGGUUUCCAGUUGGCCUGCGAGUACUGCACUAUGAAAUUCCCGAAUAUACCGACAAUGUUUCAACAUAUGCGUUCCACUCAUAUCGAUCGUCUUGCAAGCCCGAAUUCCUACUUUGAGCAUUUAAAUCGUUUGGCAGCAUCAGGCACAUUCAGUCCACGUUUACUUACUAACCCACCGUUAAGAAGUUCUGCUAGCACCGAGGAGAAUUCCAUUAAGGAAGAAACUCAAACCAAUAGUCCUAAGACCGUAGAGAAUUCGGCAAAAACCAAUGAAGAUGAACCCACAGAUCUAAGCCAAAAUAAUAGGCAUCAGCACUCUCCUCCUCCUGCUGCGCUGCAGGAUCCUCCUUCGACAGCUACGGAAAAGCCGGGCGUCUACCUUUGCAAUCAAUGCAACGCCGGUUUACCAAAUUUCGAGAGUUUUCGUAGUCAUUUGCAAACUCAUUUGGCCCAAAGUCUUAAUUUAGUUUGUCAUCAUUGUGGCUUAGUACUGCGAGAGCUAUCCGACUACGAAAGACAUGUUAUAUCGCAUUUCCUUAUCACAAACUCUGAAUACAAUUGCCCGAGCAAUUGUCAGAAGACCUUCACUAAAUCGGAUGAUUUGCAAAAACAUUUAAUCGAUCAGCAUACAGUUACAGUCUACAAGUGCGGAAUAUGCUCGGAUAUAUUUGACACUAAAGUUGCUUUGCAGGUUCAUUUCGCCUGCACGCAUGCGGAAGAAAUUAAAAUUUUUCGUUGCUCAGCUUGCAUGGAUGUCUUUCGCAAUGAAAACGAUUUCGGUGUACACGUGAAAACACGUCAUCAGGUUGCCAACCCGAAUCCGGCCCCUGUUAACAAUUUGCAAUGCAUGUUUUGUACGGCAGUGUGCUCAUCGGAUCUCGAAAUGCAAUUUCAUUUGGCUGCGCAUGCCCGACAAUUCCGUUGCCCCUCGUGUCCGGAAACAUUUCAUGUUGAAUUUCUUUUAGAUAGACAUAUGCAAACGCACCACGGCGAACGUGCUGCCGUCCCUCAAAAGGACGGUUUCGAUGAGAGCUCCACGUCCACAUCGAGAAAUAAUAGUUUAGCGCCUAUGAACUCUUUAUACGUUAAUGCUUUAUUUGGUAAGGCACCGUUAGUGCCUUUGGCGACUCAAAAUAACAAUAACACAAUUUUGGAUUACAAUAUGGCCUUUGCUACGCAUAUUAAUAAAGGUUUGUUCCCUAACGUUGCUGCCCAAAAGUUUUAUAAUCCUUUGCAAAUCGAUACGAACGCUAUGAAACACUCAGCCUUAAUGUAUGGUUUAAGUCAGCGUUACUUUGAUACAAAUCGCUCGGUAAUAGAUCUAUAUAAUCAGAAUCAUGCCGAAAAAAAUGCAAUGACGGGAAAUUACUUUAUUAGCCCGAAGCAGCCAACAAAUGCAGAAGUGCUUAACCGUCCCGAAUUGUCGGCUUCACCAUUAAGUUCUGCCGGUUUCAGUUGUGGUAUAUGUGAACGUAAUGAUUUCCGUACGGAAUCUGAGGUACACUCACAUCGUAAAAUAGUUCAUAAUUUGAAAACUGGUGUCAGUUUACGUUGCGCUUAUUGCUCGGGUAAUUUUAAAUCACGCAGUGAACUAGAACAUCAUAUGAAAACCUGCCACAAUUCCACUGGUAAACAUAAAUGUUUGAUAUGCGAUGAAAUCUUUCCUUCACCUGCCAUACUGGCGGAGCAUAAGUUGCAGCAUUCAAAAGUGGGACAAUCAGGCAAAUGUUCACAUUGCUCGAAAGUUUUGCCUGACGUAGCAGCGUUUAAGUCUCAUCUACCCGAGCACAACAACGAAGGUCAAAUGCCAGUACAAUGCAUAUGCUGCCGGCAAACAUUACAUUCCGAGUUCGAGGUGGGAUUGCACGCCAAAUUUCAUGUGAAGUCUUCACAAGUAACCGAGAAUGUUUGCGCAUUAUGUUUAGAACCAAUAGCAUCUGGGUCUCCGACGGAGGCUAAAGUUUGCGAGAAAUGUUGUCGUAAGCAUAAUCUGAACAAUAAAUUCAAGCAACCGGAAAACUUCGAACGACCGUCCAUGCAUCGACAAUAUGUUGAAAACCGAUGCAACCUAUGCAAAAUGAUUUUGCCUCAUGUCCAAAAAUUGCAAGAACACCUUGUGGAGCAUACGUUCGCGGGUUGCGAAGAUCGUGGCUUUAAUUGUUAUAUAUGCUCCGCGGUGUUUACGGUACCGAGCGGUUUACUUAAUCACAUGAACGAUCACGGUUUGAAUGCUCGUCCCUACGAUUGUAAUUUAUGUCCAGAGAAAUUCUAUUUUCGAGCCGAACUUGAUCAUCAUCUAAUUGAUCAUGAUGUACGUGAUAAAGGUCCCAUAAAAAGUGAACUAGAUCGGCCACUAAUAAAUGAAAAUAAGAACGUUGCGACGAAAGGCUGUACAACGGCCAAAUCUUUAAAGCUUGCAGAGGUUAAACAAGAGAUUAUAGACGCUGAGGAAGCAAUUAAUACAAACGAAGAUGAUGAAUAUAUUGAGGUAGAGAAAAUCAAUGAAACAACAUCACUGGAGGUAAGAAAGCAAGAGAAGUCCGAUUCGGAAAAUUCCUCGGAUGAGAAGUAA
Messenger RNA from Glossina fuscipes, 3885 nucleotides. It is a transcript of the gene L, whose product is annotated as zinc finger protein 423 homolog. The transcript is spliced from 4 exons. The record is from RefSeq and is a predicted model, not a curated record. Lineage: Eukaryota; Metazoa; Arthropoda; Insecta; Diptera; Glossinidae. Gene Ontology annotation, cellular component: nucleus. Gene Ontology annotation, molecular function: DNA-binding transcription factor activity, RNA polymerase II-specific; RNA polymerase II transcription regulatory region sequence-specific DNA binding. Bases 1 to 3885 code for a protein of 1294 amino acids. Gene Ontology annotation, biological process: regulation of transcription by RNA polymerase II.